GUAUCAUCACCAUAAUAAAGGGUCUCAGAAACAUCCGAAACCUGAAAAGAAGAUGAGCAAUGUUCCAGUUGUGCUGGUGCUACCUUAUCCAGCACAGGGACACGUGAACCCCUUGAUGAUCCUGUCACAGAAAUUGGUCGAAAAUGGUUGCAAAGUGGUUUUUGUGAACACAGAAUUCGACCACAAGCGAGUGGUGAGUUCCUUUGGAGCGCAACAACAUAGUACGAAGCAUGAGGAAGAAUCGAUGAUGAAGUUGGUUUCGGUGCCUGAUGGGUUAGGAGCUGAUGAAGACAGAAACGAUUUGGGGAAGCUGUGUGAUGCUCUGCAGAAGACGAUGCCGAAAGAACUGGAGAAAGUGAUAGAGAAUAUGCAUUUGAAAAGUGAUAAUAACAAAAUGAGCUUCAUUGUUGCAGAUCUUGGAAUGGCUUGGGCGUUGGAUGUUGGCAGAAAAUUUGGAAUGAAAGGAGCAAUAGUGUGGCCUGCGUCAGCUACAACGUUUGCCUUAAUUCGCAGUCUUCCCUCUCUUAUUCACGAUGGGUCCUUAGAUUCUGAUGGAGUGAGAUUAACAACAAAAAAGACAAUUCAAAUAUCACCAAGUAUGGCUGAAAUGAACACAGGAGACUUUUUUUGGCUCAACUUGGGAGACAAAAUAAAUGGUAAGACAAUGUUUAAGUAUAUAAUACACUGUUGUCAAAGCUUAAAUUUGACAGAAUGGUGGCUCUGCAACACUACACAUGAACUUGAACCUGGUGCACUAUCAUUUGUUCCUAAUAUUCUGCCAAUUGGUCCAUUAUUAAGAAGUUAUGACACUAAAAUUGGUACCACAAGAGCAAUUGGACAAUACUGGGAAGAAGAUCUCUCUUCCAUGAGUUGGCUUGAUGAACAACAUCAUGGUACUGUGUUGUACGUUGCAUUUGGUAGUUUCACUCUUUUUGACCAAAACCAGUUCAAUGAACUUGCCCUUGGACUGGUCCUCACCAAUAGACCUUUUCUUUGGGUUAUAAGAGAAGACAAUAAAAUGGAAUACCCUCAUGAAUUCAAAGGGCACAACGGUAAGGUAGUUAGUUGGGCUCCUCAACAAAAAGUUUUAAGUCAUCCUGCUAUAGCAUGUUUUGUCAGUCACUGUGGUUGGAAUUCUACCAUAGAAGGUUUGUCUAAUGGGGUGCCUUUUUUGUGUUGGCCAUAUUUUGGAGACCAAAUUCAGAACAGAAAAUACAUUUGUGAUGAGUUAGAGGUUGGGUUGGGAUUUGACAAAGAUAAAAAUGGAGUUGUGUCAUGCAAGGAGGUAAAAUUGAAAGUGGAACAACUCCUCGGCGAUGAGAACGUGAAAUCAAGGUCUCUUGAGUUGAAGGAGAAACUUAUGAACAACAUAGUCAAAGGAGGUGCAUCAUCGGAGAACCUUAAUAGGUUUGUCAAGUGGCUUAAAGAGUAGGAAUUGGCAUUUAAAUUUAAUUUUAUGCAUUUAUAUCUAUUAAUUUAUGUUAGGUAACAUAACUCAGACAUGAGUUUUGAUGAAAAAUGGAAAAAUUUAGGAAUAUUUUCAAUCAAUUGAGAUUUCUUAUUUA
Molecule: messenger RNA, 1565 nt
Organism: Vigna unguiculata (cowpea)
Lineage: Eukaryota; Viridiplantae; Streptophyta; Magnoliopsida; Fabales; Fabaceae
Product: UDP-glycosyltransferase 83A1-like
Molecular function (GO): quercetin 3-O-glucosyltransferase activity; quercetin 7-O-glucosyltransferase activity
Source: RefSeq, a predicted model, not a curated record